CCCCAAACAGUACUAGCUAGCUAGCACUUCCAGAAUUUCUGAUCGACUUCACAAUUUAUACUCUGAGAGACACAGAAAAUGUCGACUAGCAUGUGGAAGAAGGCAAAACCGUAUUUGCUGACUAUUGGUUUGCAAUUUGGAAGUGCAGGGAUGUACAUCAUAAGCACUGUGACUCUCAACCAUGGCAUGAAUCGAUACGUUCUCAUUGUGUAUCGCAAUGCUAUUGCAGCUCUUGUUCUCCUUCCUUUUGCUUUGGUUCUUGAAAGGAAAACAAGGCCCAAAAUGACGCUUUCAAUCUUUUUUCACAUAAUGGUGCUGGGAUUUCUAGAGCCGGUCCUUGAUCAGGGCUUUGCUUACUUGGGAAUGAAUUAUACUUCAGCAUCAUUCACUUCUGCCAUCAUGAAUGCCGUUCCCUCUGUUACCUUUGUAAUUUCCGUCAUUUUCCGGAUAGAGCAAGUAAACAUUAAGGAGGUCCGGAGUCAAGCAAAGGUGAUAGGAACCCUAGUAAGCUUUGGGGGAGCUUUGUUGAUGGCAACGUACAAAGGCCCUGCCAUUAACAUAGUAGGCUCACAUGAUAACAGCAGCCACCAUGAAAGUAGCAGCAGCAACACUUCGGGCUCACACUGGGCAAUGGGGACGCUCUUCAUCCUCAUAGGCUGUGUGGCUUGGUCCUGUUUCUACGUGUUACAAUCUGUAACAGUGAAGAAAUACCCGGCAAACAUAUCUCUGUCCUGCUGGAUAUGCACCAUGGGCGCCAUGCAAGGUGCAGCAGUAGCUUUUGUUGCAGAGCGCCGUCCUAGUGCAUGGGCUGUUGGCAUGGAUACAAGGCUCCUAGCACCUCUUUAUACGGGAAUAGUUAGUUCUGGAAUUACAUACUACGUGCAGGGAUUGGUAAUGAAAACGAGAGGACCAGUGUUUGUGACAGCUUUUAACCCUCUUUGCAUGAUCCUUGUCGCAAUUCUGGCUUCGUUCAUUCUAGCUGAGAAACUGCACCUGGGCAGUAUCAUUGGAGGGGUUAUAAUCGCCAUCGGCCUUUAUGCUGUGGUUUGGGGAAAAAGCAAGGACUACGGUACUAGCCCAAGCAGUGAUCCCUCUGACCUCAAGGAUGAGGAUGAAGUUCACAAAUUACCAGUUACUACAACCAACGGGACUAAAAUGUCCAUUAUUGGUGACAAAGAUAGCAGCAACAAGCCAACAGAGAUGCAAUAUAUGACGGUCCAAAAAUAAAGCUUCCAUUGACGAACCCUAGCUAGCUUUUCUUUCAGGACAACUCUACUAACAAGUGGUGACAUGAACUGUUAUCAAUCAACAAGCCAGAAUAAGAAUAUGUGCCAUGAUCUUCUUUAUUUCUCAAUUAAUUCUGCAUGUUUAGAGCGCUAUCCCUGCACAAUGUUAUGAACUCGUGUUAUCUUUUUCCUUUUUGUCUGUACAAAAUUAUAGUUAUAAAAUUAUUAUUGUAUGUAUCAAAUUUCGUAAUCAUAUUACUGCCAAUUGCUUAUCUCUAAGUUAAGCGUUUGCUUGCAU
Messenger RNA from Fragaria vesca subsp. vesca, 1524 nucleotides. Its product is annotated as auxin-induced protein 5NG4-like. The transcript is spliced from 7 exons. The record is from RefSeq and is a predicted model, not a curated record. The coding region runs from base 79 to 1227 and encodes 382 amino acids. Gene Ontology annotation, cellular component: plasma membrane. NCBI's taxonomy places the organism in Eukaryota, Viridiplantae, Streptophyta, Magnoliopsida, Rosales, Rosaceae. Gene Ontology annotation, molecular function: transmembrane transporter activity.